This is a messenger RNA of Gekko japonicus, 2012 nucleotides long. It is a transcript of the gene SPI1, whose product is annotated as Spi-1 proto-oncogene. Lineage: Eukaryota; Metazoa; Chordata; Lepidosauria; Squamata; Gekkonidae. Gene Ontology annotation, cellular component: nucleus. The record is from RefSeq and is a predicted model, not a curated record. Gene Ontology annotation, biological process: regulation of transcription by RNA polymerase II; cell differentiation. The transcript has 5 exons. Bases 183 to 1004 code for a protein of 273 amino acids. Gene Ontology annotation, molecular function: DNA-binding transcription factor activity, RNA polymerase II-specific; sequence-specific DNA binding.
UCAGAUACGCCUGAGGAAAGAGCUCACCUUUAGAACUCUUUAGGGAAAGUAUGAAAACUAAUUAGGGAUUUUAUUGUUCUGUGGUUAUUCAAUGAAAAAGGGACUUCAAGGAAUUCCAUAUUUUCCCCUCUUUGGUUUGGAUCACUGAAAUUAGAGAAUUAAUUUACUAAGAAGUUGGCUGAAUGUUGCAAGCCUGCAAAAUGGAAGGAUUCUCCCUCAUUUCCCCUCCCUCUGAAGAUCUGAUACCCUAUGACUCAGACCUCUACAGACAGUCCCAUGACAGUUACCAGUAUCUCAACAGUGAUGCAGACAGUCAUGGUGGUGAAUUGCUUUUAUGUCCAUCAGAGCACUACUGGGAAUAUCACCCACACCACCUGCACCCCGAGUUUGAGAGCUUUGGGGACAACCACUUUGCAGAGCUCCAAAGUGUACAGGCACCUCAGCUGCAGCAGCUCUACCGGCAUAUGGAAAUUGAACAGAUGCAUGUCCUAGACUCUGGGAUUCCUGCCACACAUAUUGGUCUCAAUCACCAGGUUACCUACGUGCCUCGCAUGUGUGUGCAAUUUUCCUCUCCUCACCAGCGCAGUUCUGAUGAAGAAGAUCUAGAGAGACGGAGCCCACCAUUGGAAGUAUCAGAUGGAGAGACAGAUGUUGGUGAGCCUGGUCCUGGAAUUAUGGGUGGAGAAGCAGGGAGUAAGAAGAAAAUUCGACUGUACCAGUUUCUUCUGGACUUGCUUCGGAGUGGAGAUAUGAAAGAUAGCAUCUGGUGGGUGGACAAGGAGAAAGGCACUUUCCAGUUCUCCUCCAAACACAAAGAGGCAUUGGCUCACCGUUGGGGCAUCCAGAAAGGCAACCGCAAGAAAAUGACCUACCAAAAGAUGGCACGGGCAUUGAGAAACUACGGCAAGACCGGGGAAGUCAAAAAAGUCAAGAAGAAGUUGACAUACCAGUUUAGCGGAGAGGUGAUGGGAAGGGGAGGCAUAGAGAGAAAGCACUAUCUUUGAACAUAGAUCUUGGAAGCCUGAAAAGCCAAGCCAUAAAGACACAUUGGUUGGACUUGGCAGAACUGCUGAGUGCAUCUUUUACUAUGCUUUCCAUGUCCACAGCCUUGUCGUGUUGAGGCUUUUAAAUGUCCAAUGUUUCUGGUACGAAUUUCCUUCUUCAGCUUUCAGAUUUCUACUGAAUUUUUUGCUUCCACCCAUCAAGCUGGACAUAGUAAGAGGUUUUUUAAAAUGUAUAUUAUUUUCAGAAAACAUUUUAUUGUGCUGUAAUUAAAAUAGGCAACUAAUACAGUUUGUGGUCCUUCACAGGCAGUACUGUUUUACCUUUGGAGACUACCUUAGCUUACAACUUUUAAACUAGCAUUAAUUCAGGCUCUGCUAAACCUCUCCAUGGCUAGAGAGAGAAGUUUACAGAUCUUGGAAAAUAUACCUAAUUGUUUAAAUAUUAAUAACAUGUAUAUAUUUAAUAAAAUCUGGAGUAAUGUAAGCACAUGCUUUGCAUUAAUGAGGAACUGGUUUAUCAAUAUAAGUUUUAGAGUCGUUGAGUGCAUACCUAUGCCAUAAACUUAAACUGCUUUAUGAACUGUCCAAGUAAAACAGUACUAAGUAUUCAAGUACCUGGAACAGUGACUUGAAGUGCUCACAGAAGGGAAUUUCCUGACCUGCCCCCCUCACAGAAAUCUGUCAUGCCCAUUAAAUUCUGCUCUGGGAGUGGGGGGUGGGGUUGAAUUGGGAAUCUGCAGUGAGAUGCCAAAGAUCACCCUCUUUUUCUGCAUUGAGAAGUGCUUUCCACAAGCAGAAAAAUAGGGUCUAAACCACAGUAAAUAAUCAUUUAGGGCCGAACUAGACAUGACAGCAUCCUCAUGGCUGCUAUGGGGAUGCUGUUACCAUUUUAAAGUAAUUCAAAUAUGCCUUAAGAGCGCAGAGCAGCAGAUUGAGACAUCCCCUGUGCCUUAUCAAGUGCCAAAAUGACCCCCACUGGUGUUUCAGAAUUGGGGGGGGACAAGAGCA